Messenger RNA from Platichthys flesus (European flounder), 1394 nucleotides. It is a transcript of the gene ttc32, whose product is annotated as tetratricopeptide repeat domain 32. The transcript has 3 exons. The coding region runs from base 58 to 468 and encodes 136 amino acids. Gene Ontology annotation, molecular function: protein binding. The record is from RefSeq and is a predicted model, not a curated record. NCBI's taxonomy places the organism in Eukaryota, Metazoa, Chordata, Actinopteri, Pleuronectiformes, Pleuronectidae.
CGUGACGUCACGUCCGUGUAGGAGGAAACCCGACGUAACAAACGCAGAGACCUGCAGAUGGAGGAAAACAUCCCAGUGACGCUGGAACAUGGGAACUCCGAGUUCCACCAGAAGAACUUCCCACAGGCAGAGCAGCUGUACUCUCAGUUCAUCACUUCCUGUUUGCUCUCCAGGAAAUGUGAUGCUGCCAGUUUGGCCAAAGCUUAUAACAACCGCGGUCAGAUAAAGUACCUCCGCGUGGAUUUUCAUGAAGCGGUGGAGGAUUACACUGCUGCUAUUCAGGCUGACGGUCACUAUGAAGUACCUUUCUACAACAGAGGACUGAUCCGAUACAGACUGGGUUUCUUCGACGACGCCUUGAGUGACUUCCAGCAGGCGUUGAAGCUCAAUCCAGAGUUUGAAGAUGCCAAAGUGAGUCUGCAACAGACGCUUCUGGACCGGCAAGAGAAGACAAACCGAGGAUACUGACACUCUCAUAAACUACAGACAGCGUGUUUUAUAUGACCUGAAGUUUGGUGCUCAAAACAAAAGAUACCGUCAUUGUUUUCAUUGUUGGAUCUGAAGAUGUUUUAUCAUGUGUCACACGCACAUUGUAGCUGGAAAUCAGACGAUGGCUACAAAGCAUAACAUCCUUUGCUGUUUGUGCACAUGACAGGAGGAAGUAGACACUGGAUCAAGAGCGACGCUAAUAUGGAUUUUUAUUAAGCAGAGCAUUUUUGAUUCCUUUCCUGAGCAAUCUCCAGCCUCUUUCAGUGGGAAAAACAAUAUAAUGGCCUCAUAAAUGAAAGUAUAUCAUCGCAUAUGUCUGUGAAUGGAGAGUGCAGAUGAAUCGACCGAGCUGCAGCGGGCAAAACUACAGACGUGGGUUUUACUGUCAGUAAUAAACGUUUGUUCCCCACCUUGAAGUCACUGGGAGGAUGUUUGUGACCAUAAGCAAACAAUAUCAAAUGUUAAUACCGAUUAAUAAUGAGGAGUCUCAAAGGAAGACAAGUGUUUAUAUUGGUGCCUGAUUUUAAAGAAAGAUUCUAAUGCAGGUUUAAAACAAUCUUUUGACCCUGCAUUUUUUUUAAAUAAUCAAAUAUAUAAAUAUCUGUGGUAAAUAAUUAUUUAUAGAUCUGAAAAACUAGCCAAGUGGAUAAAAUAAUAUUUUAAUCUAUUAACUAAAAGAAAACUUAUUGGAAAGUAUUUUCGAUAAUGUAUAGAUAAUUCAAUUCUUGUUUUUUGAGAUUUGCUCAUUCGUAAUUCUGAUGUGAAUAUUAAGUUGUAUUUCAGAUCUAGACUUUUGUGAAGAAAAGUAUAUUUAUAUAUACUUUAUAUAUAUAUAUAUUUCUGAUGUUAAACACAUAUAGGUUUGUACAUAAUCAGUGAAUAAUAAAUUAUUUUUCCUGCACACA